AUGGUAAAAACACUUGUUAAUGGGCCGGAUUUUUACGAGCCACUGGCAACAAUUGAGCCUUUGCAGUUCAAGCUACUGAAUUCGGGAGAAACGGCCACUGCGUUUCCGGUUUAUUCUGCUAAAGAUAUUCCAGAUUCUCUCAUUGACUAUUUGCAUGCUGAGUUUAACAAAGAAGUUGAAGAUGGCCUUACAUAUCCGCACCUAAACACCCUAACGAGAGAUGAGUUUGUGAAGUAUUGGUUUUUUUCUUUCUGUACGAUCGUUUUGAAGACCGAACAGAAAGAAAUCGACCCGCUCUGGACUGACUGGGACAAUCUACUUCUUGGCACGUUCUACAUCAAACCUAACUACUCUGGAAGAUGCUCUCACAACUGCAAUGCUGGAUUUCUCGUGAACUCCGUUCAACGGGGCCAAAAAAUCGGCUUUCGUUUGGGACAGGUGUAUUUGAAGUGGGCUCCCUUGUUAGGCUACAAAUACUCUGUAUUUAACCUCGUAUUUGUCACAAAUCCUGGCAGCUGGAGGAUUUGGGAUAAACUUCAGUUUGAUAGAAUCGGAUAUAUCCCCAAAGUCGCCAUUUUGAAAGGACACGAGGAACCAGUGGAUGCAAUAAUGUUUGGUAAAGACUUGACGAGCAUUGAUAGCAGACUUCUAGACGAUCUUGAGUAA
Lachancea lanzarotensis is the source of this 666-nucleotide messenger RNA. Its product is annotated as LALA0S01e03510g1_1. The coding region runs from base 1 to 666 and encodes 221 amino acids. NCBI's taxonomy places the organism in Eukaryota, Fungi, Ascomycota, Saccharomycetes, Saccharomycetales, Saccharomycetaceae. The transcript has a single exon. The record is from RefSeq and is a predicted model, not a curated record.